Molecule: messenger RNA, 1297 nt
Organism: Pecten maximus
Lineage: Eukaryota; Metazoa; Mollusca; Bivalvia; Pectinida; Pectinidae
Exons: 2
Coding region: 569-1297 (242 amino acids)
Source: RefSeq, a predicted model, not a curated record
AUGAUGUAGUGUGGAGCCGUGUGGAGCUAGGGUGGAGCCAGUGUGGAGCCGUGUGGAGCUAGUGUGGAGCUGUGUGGAGCUGUGUGGAGCCGUGUGGAGCCGUGUGGAGCCAUGUGGAGCUGUGUGGAGCCAGUGUGGAGCCAUGUGGAGCCGUGUGGAGAUAGGGUGGAACCAGUGUGGAGCCGUGUGGAGCUAUGUGGAGCCGUGUGGAGCUAUGUGGAGCCGUGUGGAACUAGUGUGGAGCGGUGUGGAGCCGUGUGGAGCCAUGUGGAGCUGUGUGGAGCCAGUGUGGAGCCAUGUGGAGCUAGUGUGGGGCCGUGUGGAGCCAGUGUGGAGCCAUGUGGAGCCAUGUGGAGCUACUGUGGAGCUGUGUGUAGUCAGUGUGGAGCUGUGUGGAGCCAGUGUGGAGCCAUGUGGAGCUUGUGUGGAGCCAGUGUGGAGCCGUGUGGAGCCAGUGUGUAGCCAGUGUGGAGCCAUGUGGAGCUAGUGUGGAGCUGUGUGGAGCUGUGUGGAGCCGUGUGGAGCCAGUGUGGAGCCAUGUGGAGCUGUGUGGAGCCAGUGUGGAGCCAUGUGGAGCCAUGUGGAGCUAGGGUGGAACCAGUGUGGAGCCAUGUGGAGCCAUGUGGAGCUAGGGUGGAACCAGUGUGGAGCCGUGUGGAGCCAGUAUGGAGCCGUGUGGAGCUAUGUGGAGCCGUGUGGAACUAGUGUGGAACUAGUGUGGAGCUGUGUGGAGCCGUGUGGAGCCAUGUGGAGCUGUGUGGAGCCAGUGUGGAGCCAUGUGGAGCUAGUGUGGGGCCGUGUGGAGCCAGUGUGGAGCCAUGUGGAGCCAUGUGGAGCUAGUGUGGAGCUGUGUGUAGUCAGUGUGGAGCUGUGUGGAGCCAGUGUGGAGCCAUGUGGAGCUUGUGUGGAGCUGUGUGGAGCUGUGUGGAGCUGUGUGAAGCCAGUGUGGAGGAACUGUGUGGAGCCGUGUGGAGCCAGUGUGGAGCUAGUGUGGAGCCAGUGUGGAGCCAGUGUGGAGCCAUGUGGAGCUAGUGUGGAGCUGUGUGAAGCCAGUGUGGAGGAACUGUGUGGAGCCGUGUGGAGCCAGUGUGGAGCUAGUGUGGAGCCGUGUGGAGCUGUGUGGAGCCAGUGUGGAGCUGUGUGGAGCCAGUGUGGAGCCGUGUUGUGCAGGAUGUUUAUAUUGGGGCAUCUCGGAAAUAAAUUGCAACCCAGUGCUGGCCCGGUUUUGAUGACGGAUCCGUAUUUACGAUGUAUGCGCAGGGAAACAACGGUACGUGGACAGGGAGUGUGUUCAUAG